This is a messenger RNA of Phoenix dactylifera (date palm), 1206 nucleotides long. Lineage: Eukaryota; Viridiplantae; Streptophyta; Magnoliopsida; Arecales; Arecaceae. The record is from RefSeq and is a predicted model, not a curated record.
AUGGCACUUCCGUGUCCGGUGCCGAUUUCGCAAGUCCCUGGUCGGCGGGAAGCUCCAAAUUCCGACCAGGGAGGGAGGACCUCAACAGAUCUGAGGCUCGCACGCCCCACCUCUACCACGCAGCGGUCCGGUCAGCCGUCUACUCGACCCCAAUUCCCCAGCUCUGAGCCGGGGAAUAGCCAAGAAGCAACGGGGUCGGCUGCACCUAGGCCAGCUGAGGCCGGUCUGGCGGGUUCUUCGGGUCCUCAGGAGCGGGUGCCUUACGCUCCUGGAUGGGCUGUUUUCGAUGGCGACUCGGCCCUCGAUAAUGCACAAGGGGCGCGCGAAGUUCUUCGGGUCGCGCUGCUCCCGGCCGACCAGGCCAAAAUUCGGUCCAUGAACUACGGCGAGUUCAUGGACUCCGCUAUUUGCUCUUCCAUCCGACGCCUCCACGAGACCGAGACGAUGAUUCACAUCAUCCAGGACUAUCGGGACCGGGCCCGAAGGCAUCAAAGGGGGCGCGAGGAGGCCGAAACAAAGUUCCUCGCGUCUGAGGCCGAGCAGAAAGUGCUUCAAGCGAAGCUAGGGGCGGCCGAAGACGAGGUUCGGACUCUGGUCGCCGAACUUGAAGAGGAGAAGGGCGCGCACUCUUUGACUAUGUCUGAAGUGCGCGCCGCGGAGGCCCGCCGGACGGAGGCCGAAUCGUCGCUCGCUAUACGCGAGCAGGAGGUGGGGGAGGCUCGAAUAAAGGUCCGAGAUCUCGAGAUCCGUCUACUUGACGUGCAAUCUCUGCUCGCGGAUCGUGAAAGAGAAAUAAAGAUUUUGGAGCGGAAGGCCGCCUACCACGAGGCUCGAGAGAAGGAGGCCCGGGAGCAGGCCCAGGACACCGUCAAGCUCUUCCGCGAAUCGGAAGAGUUUUGCGACUUGAUGGAAGAGGAAGGCGUCAAUGGUCUCAUCCAGGGCUUCAAGGACUUCCGCAAUCAGUUGCGGCGACUUCUCCCAGAUUUCGACCUUAGCCUGCUUCAACCAGGCGCUGGGGUCGAAAACCCAGAAGCGGAGGCGGAGGUAGAGGUUCCAACCUCUGGCGGGACCGACCAGGAGGGUCAAGCUGAAGAAGGCGAGAUCGCUCUUGAGGUCACCGAGGCAGCUCCCAAAGCCACCGUGGGGGCCUCGGCCGCAGAAGAGCCAACUGUUCCUGAAGUCGUCGGGCCUGAGCCCUUGGUGUAG